UGCGGGGCACACGGGGAGGUGAUGGCGCAAAGGGAGACAGCCAGAGAUGAGAGGCAGGUAGGCAGGAGGAGCCGGAAGGUGUGGCCGCGGAAUCCCGUCACGAAUGGAUUUCAGGGGGAUUGGCAUCCCCAUAUCCCCCCUCCAGGGUCCGGCCGCAGUGGAGACUAGCCAGGCGGGGGCCGGAGGAGUCGCGACGUCAAGGGGGGAAGAGACGCGGGAGAGACAGUCCAUCCCACAACCUCUACCUGCCUCCCGUGUGUCUGCUUUUCCCGGCCUCGGUUUCCUCAUGUGGGGAUUCGGGAUGUGCUGUUCCCUCCCCCUUGGACGGAGAGCCCCUCGUGGGAUGGCACCUGGGGCGGAUCGGACUGCUUCGUGUCUCUCCGCGCUCGGCGCAAUAGUAGAUGGCUUUUGGUUGAACGCCCACGGCCUGAGAGGCCUAGUCUUAAGGCGCGGAAAGUACAGAGGGCUUCUAUCAGGAGCCGGGCAGGACAGACCUGAUCUCCCGAUGGCCUCAUUGGGGAGCAUGGCCAGUCGAAGAUGGAAUCUAGACCCCCCGGCUGCCUUUGGCGUGACCCAGGCCGCAGGUUCCAGGGAGCUGGUCCCACCGUCCCACUUCCAGGCCCGGCCCCCCGCAGCUCCUUCCUGGGCCCGGGCCGGGGUCCAGCUGGAAGUGCUGGAGCUGAGGCGGGAGAACCAGCAGCUCCGGGCCGCGAUGUGGGGGUGGGGCGGGGGACGCGCUGCCGCCGAGGAUCCGGGGAGCGGGGCCAGGUUCCGGGACCAGGAACAGUCCCAAGGUCUGAGCCAGCAGGCCCAGCUGGUCUCUCCGCAGCCGCAGGAGCUGCCCAGGCUGGAGGCGGAGGCCCAGCAGGGGGCUAAACUGGAGGCCCAGGCCGAAGAACUGGAGGCACUGGGGCGGGCGGAGGUAGAGGAGCUGCGCGCCAGCCUGGCCCGGGCCGAGGAGGCCCGGCUGAGGCUGGAGGAGGGAGGCCAGCAGGAGCUGGAGGCCGCACGGAGGCAGCACGAGGAGGAGGUAGCCCACCUCACCCAAGCCCACCUGGAAGCCCUCUCCACCCUCAGAGGCCAAGUCCAAGAGCUGCACGAGACCGUCCAGGAGCUGGAGGCCAGGAGGGGGCAGGAGGCCAUGGCCCUGGCUGCCGCCCAGGCAGAAGCGGACACCCUGCAGGAGCAGCUCAAGAAGAGCCGGGAGGAGCUGGAGGCCCGAGACUCGCUCGUCCGGCAGCUGAGGAGGCAUGUGUCGGAGCAGGGAGUGGCCCAGUCCAGGUGUCAGGCUUGGGAGCAGGAGAGGGGCGAGCUACAGCAGGCCGUGAAGAGGCUACAGGAGGAGCGGGCGGCUCUUAGCAGCACUUCGGAGCUGCUGCAGGUCCGCGUCCAGAGCCUCACGGACAUCCUCACCCUGCAGGAGCGAGAGCUGGCCCAGAAGGCCCCGAACGUGAACAUCCUGGAGCCAGAGUCGGCCCGCAAGGCCAGGGCCCUGCUGAGCCGCUGGCGGGAGAAGGUGUUCAGCUUGAUGGUGCAGCUGAAGGCCCAGGAGCUGAGCCACGCCAAGCAUACCUGCCAGCUGCAGAAGGAGGUGGCCGAGCUAGAAAAAGAGGUGGCAUCCCAGAGGCAGCAGGAGGCCCUCCUGCUCCACUCCCUGAAGGGCAAGGAGGCCGAGAUACAGAUGGAGCAGGUCAACAGCAAGGUCCUGCAAGGGGAGCUGUCUCGCUCCCAGGACUCCAAGCAGCAGCUGCAAGACCAGGUGCAGGCUGCGGAGGAACAAGUGCAGCUGCUCUCUGAAUCUGUGCACAGCUCCCAGCAGGGACUCCUGGCCCGCAUGGCGGAGGUGGAGGUGGCCCUGGCCCAGCUGCCUGGUCUCAGCACCAGGCUCAGCUAUGCUGCCCGCCAGGUCCGGAUCCUGCAAGGGCUGGUGGCUCGGAAAGUGGCCCUGGCCCAGAUACGCCAGGAGGAGAGCGCCCCCGCCCCCGCCGAGGCCGAGGCCCUGGACACAGAACUGCGGCAGCUGCGGGAGGAGCGAAGCCGCCAGGAUGCUGAGCUGCGCUUCAGCGCCCGGCUCCUCCAGCAGGAGGUGGCCCGGGCCCGGGAUCAAGGGCGGGAGGAACGGCAGCGCCUGGCCGAGGCCUCGCAGAGGCUGGAGCGGGAGCUACGGGAGAGCCGGGAGGCGCUGGGAGAGGCGGAGGCCCGGCUGGAGGCGGCCCUGGCCGGGCAGCGGGACAGCCAGGACCAAGCGGCCUCCCUGAGGCGUGAGCUGGGCAAGCAGCAGGAGGUUUACGAGAGAGGGGUCCCAGCGGGCCCAUGCUCAGCCCUCCCCCGGGUGCCCCCUGCCCCAGUCCUACAGGAGAAGGUGUCGGAAGUGGAGGCCCGGCUGCGGGAGCCGCUGGCAGCCCUGGAGAAAGAGCUGAGCGCAGCCCGGAGAGAGCACAGCAAGGCCGUGGUGUCCCUGAGGCAGGUGCAGCGCCAGGCUGCCCGGGACCGGGAGCGGAACCUGGAGCUGAGGCGGCUCCACGAGGAGGCCCGCCAGGAGCAGGAGGCCCGGACCAGCCGGAGGCUGCAACAGCUGGAGCGGGACAAGCACCUCCUGCUGAAUACCCUGCGCCAGGAGGGACUUGUCUCCCGCUACAAGCAGCAGCGCCUGACUUUCCUCCCCAGGCUCCUGCCAGCCUCGGGGGAGCCCACGGAACCCAGCGUGGGGCCUCGCCCCAGGACCCCCCCAAAAGAAUCCUUGGUGGCUGUUCUGGAUGGUCUGCAGAGCCUGAGCACAGCUAUCACCCAGGAGGAGGAGGAGGAAGAGGAGGAGGAAGGGGGAGGAGGGGAUCCCAAGACGAGUGGAUAGAGGUUGCCCAGGCCCACUUCCACCUGCCCUCCCCAAAGGGGGUGAGGGCUGGGGGGUUGGACACUGUUCCUGAGGCGGGGUUGUUUGUGCCAGGGGCAUGUUUUUCUGUAGCAAAUAAAAGGCUUUUGUGGCAUCGGA
Molecule: messenger RNA, 2989 nt
Organism: Ornithorhynchus anatinus (platypus)
Lineage: Eukaryota; Metazoa; Chordata; Mammalia; Monotremata; Ornithorhynchidae
Gene: CCHCR1
Product: coiled-coil alpha-helical rod protein 1
Exons: 19
Coding region: 104-2851 (915 amino acids)
Biological process (GO): protein export from nucleus; cell differentiation
Cellular component (GO): centriole
Source: RefSeq, a predicted model, not a curated record